AUGCCUCUGGAGACCAAAGACAGACGCGCGAGCCGAGCCUGGCGCUUGACUCCUGCGGCCAACUCACCUUUGGAUGCGAACCAGCAUCGCGAGCAGCGAGCCUUCCGCUCUCGAAGCUGGGAGGAGCCUGAGACCAGUCAUCCGCGUGCAGUCUUCAACCUUUUCUGCAGCACUUGCCAUUACCUCCUGUCUGAGCAUGGCGAAAUGAUGCAGAUGAUGGCGAAUCCAUCUUCUUUUGCAUUCGCCACAAGUGAGCCUCCGCAAGGUGUUGUGAUGACGGGCAACUCAUGCAAGUCGCCGGAAAGCUGUAGUUGCAAAGUUCAGGACUUCGAGUGUGGAUGUGGAGUUCGACUCGGCUACUACUUGCUUUCGCCCUGUGAAGAGUGCCAGGAUGCCAAGACCGUGCGGAAAUGGUUCUUGUGUCCAAGAUCUGUUGAGGCCGAGCCCCACGAAGCCGAGAAUGUGGUCACCUCCCAAGAGAAACCAGCGUCGCCGUGCGUGCAGUCAUACUUGGAGGACCACCAGUUAAUGGCGGAGUUUCUAGAACGCAUCGAGGGCUUGGAGGUCUCCGAUCCGAUCCCAGGCUACCCUGCAAUGAAAUCGCAGCCUGCGCCUCCUGCACCUCCUGCACCUCCUGCGCCUCUUGCGCCGCCCGUGCCUGCGACACCUGCAUUUGCCAGACCUCAGGCUGACCCCUCAAUGUCUGCAGUUCGCACGGUGAGCGCUCGAGAGGAACAUCGCCAGGAACACUGCGAGCACCAGCACCUCGUUCCUCAAAUUCCUCAAGAAACGGCAGGGCGGCCGGAGCUGCAAUUCGGGGCAAGGCCAAGCGAGAUGGUUUCGCGCGACGUGGACUCCAAAGCAGAUAGGGCCCAAGGGGCCCAAGCGGAUGCACCGGAUACCGUGGUCCGCUUUCAGGAGGCUCGCUAUGCAGCUCUGGAGGCUCAGCUGCGCGUCUCCCAGGCUGCGGAGAGCGCAGCGCUGGCCGAAGCUCGCGCUGCGCGGGCAGCUGUGGAGAUCCAAGAGCUCGAGGACUUGGACAUAGAUUCUCUGCAAGCACUACCAGGAAGUCGGCUGGAGUUUGCUCAGCGCCUGGCCGAAAAAAGAAUGGAGUUGGAGAAGUGGCAGCAGGCGCUGCAGCAGAAAAGCCAGAGAUUGGAAGAGGUAGAGAAGAUGCUGUGCAGUACGCAGGGACGAGCCGCAAGGCCAAAGCCAGCAGAGGGAGGAGCAAGGUCCUUUCCGCAGCCUGCCACGGAGCCAUUCGGCACCGCCACGGAGCCAUUUGGCACCGCAGAGUUCGUGGAUGGUGCAAAGGCAGGUGCAAAGGCAAGCGCCCUUGCCAUUUUCGCUCUCGCCAGAGCUGGACUGGCUGCGUCACGACUUAUCAUCAACGUGGCCAAGCCCGUUCUUGGAGGUUUGAAGUCUGCUGGUAGUACUACCGUGCACUAUGUUGCUGGCUAUGUCCAGUCCUCGAUAGCGAAAGCUGCUCUUGAUGCGCAGCAGCGUGAGAUGGCGCAGGCGAUCGAGAUAUUACGCCGCAUCUAUGGGUACAACUGUGGCGACAGCGAGUCCCAGCAACUCAUGCCCGGCAAGAGUCUGGAUGCAGGUAGUCGACGCCCUCUAUCUUCCACCGGCAAAAGCAUUCUGGGAUUGACAGGACGCUCGACGCCAGCUACAGCUGCAGAUGCAGGGAAGGAGUGGAAGGAGAGCAAGCUUGCGACGCAGACCCCUUCAGCGGCCUCCAGCUCCACUUCCAAAAGCUUUGCUGUCCAAGCGGGCAGCAGUCUGGCUCAGAGACAAAGACCUCCCAGUGCAAGUGCCCCCUCGAACAUUCCAUGUGCGGAACAGGAUGUUCGGAAUGCUCUGAUGCAGAUGUUCCUGGCUUUCGAUGAAGAUGGGGAUGGGCUUCUGCAUCCAUCCGAGUUUGCCGCUGCCGUCGCGGCACUGGCAGCAACAAAAGAGCAAGGACAGGCGUGCUUCGCGAGCCCAGUCGUGACGGGAGAGCGGGUGGGAAGUGCAGACUUUGUGACCAAAAUGAUGGCCAUAAUCCCGGCCCUACGCCUUUCCACAGCCGAAGUGGUUCAGCACAUCAAAAGCUGCAUUGCGGCAAGGCCCAGCAACUUUGAGAAGUCCGUGAGCGAUCUCCGGCAUGCCCUUGUUCGAAACGUAUCCGGUUUGCCAGACGAAUCGACCCCGAAGCCUUUGUGGAGGACAUCUACAGGCAGAGGUGCUUUCGCCUUGCCUCCUGGCGUUGGCAGCGGGCCGUUGAUUGCUCGAAUGGCUUUCAAAGUUAUGCAGUACAUGGGCAUGCGGACAGAAGAUACCACGAUUAUGGAUGGUGGGCUGGUUGCACGAGUGGCAGGUCACCGGCAGACAUUCAAGCAGCUUCUGGACAGGGCUGGCGAGAUCUCGGGCGCUCAAGUGCUAGCAUCUGCUGGUGCCGGUGGGAAAUCGGUGGACCUGUAUCUCAUGAAGUCGCCCGGAGAGGUGUUUCAUGUCUGCCUGAUAAACCUUCAGCUGAGCUCUGGGCCGGAGCCUGUCGUUCAAGGGAUCGGCGGCUUCGAUGUCGGCCCAGUUGAGUCGGUCACCAUUCCCAAGGAGCUCUGGUCUGAGAUGUGCCCUGACCUCUGCAGGUCUAAGGAAUCUGCCCAAGAUAAGGGCCCUGUCGAGUUGCAUCGAAAGUUAUCUCAGGGCGAGAUCGACUGGCAGAACGCACGGCUCGUGCUCAAGGCCACGCCAAUCGCAAGCCAUGUCUUUCGCAUCCGGUUCAAGCUGGUAGCUAAUGAACCCAGCAGCAAUUACAUUGUUUUGAUCCCCAAACUCAGGACCAUAAGUGAAGGACACGCCAGGUACGCCUCACGCACAGUGUCGGUUCAAGGUGUGCCUGACAGCUCGACGACCGAGUUUGGGAGUUUUGUGCUUGUCAACCUGCGUGGGGAUCAGCUCGAAAGCGUUUCCGUGAAGCACGAGUUCGUGAACCAACAAGUGCGGAUAGUUGACACUAAGCAGGUGGGUGAGGACAAGCUGCCCGACCUGCCCGUACCGGUCCUGUCGCCCGAGGAGCGGGCAUCCUGCCUGUCCUGCAACGGCCAGGAGCUGCGUUCGCUGCUUUCAGGCCAGGGGUUGGGACGUUUGAGUGGGGAACGCGACGUCGCGUACGCGAUGCGGCUUGGCCGUUGGCUACGUAGCUGCAACUAUGACGUUGCGCUGACGGAUGCUGAGCUCAAGCGACUUCCGACCCUCAUCUGGGAGACGAAGCGUGGUGACUGCUCAGCUUUCAAUGUGGGGUUCGUUUUUGCAUUGCGCGCGCACCAGAUCCCAGCUCGCGUCUCACUGGGCUUCAAGUAUGGGCAGGCCGUGCUAGAUGCCUGCGGGUCAGUGGUCGCUCCACAUGCUCAAAGUGAAUUUUUCGCUGAGGGAGUUGGCUGGAUUCCUUGUGAUGCCACUGCGGGACUGCAUCGCCUGGGACAUGAAGCCACCGGCAUGCUGUCCUUCCUUGAGUUUCGGCCGGCCAGCCUCAGUGUAGCAGACUUGGAGGAUCUAAGGAAGGUGCUUGGGCCAAUUGCCGCCACAGAGGCAAACGACGAGGAUCCUGCUUACAGAAAAGAGGUUCUGCUGGCCGCCGGACUCGAGAGACAUGGCGGACAGGGUCUUCCAGCAGAGCUGACCAGACUCUGCAUGGCCUAUUCCCUGGGAAGCUUCAGAGACCUGCGGGCUGGUGACCCACUGACAGACUGUGCACGGGCUGGUGCCAAGAUGUUUGAAGGUGGGCCCUUUCGUGGGCAGCCGUUGAAGCUGAGCCAGCUGAACGAGAACAUGCUAAUUCCAGCUGAGAUUGAUGCUGUGAUGGAUCAUUUGCAUGCCCGACCUCGUGCUGAAGACUGGUCGAAGAUGUGGCCUUAUGGUGUCAUAUCUUGCAGCUAUGAGUUUGAGGAGAAGCAGCUGUAG
Molecule: messenger RNA, 3948 nt
Organism: Symbiodinium natans
Lineage: Eukaryota; Dinophyceae; Suessiales; Symbiodiniaceae
Source: the annotation of a GenBank genome assembly